Messenger RNA from Colius striatus (speckled mousebird), 8863 nucleotides. It is a transcript of the gene DISP3, whose product is annotated as dispatched RND transporter family member 3. Bases 90 to 4100 code for a protein of 1336 amino acids. The transcript is spliced from 21 exons. Gene Ontology annotation, cellular component: membrane. NCBI's taxonomy places the organism in Eukaryota, Metazoa, Chordata, Aves, Coliiformes, Coliidae. The record is from RefSeq and is a predicted model, not a curated record.
GGGCAUCCGAGACCGCGGCGCCCGGCUCUGCCCCGGCAUCGCUGCGAGCCCGAGGCUGCCGCUGCCCGAGCGGGUGCGAGGUGCUGGACAUGGACACAGAGGAUGAGCCCUUGUUACAGGAUGGCUGGCUAGACGAGGAGGAUGAGGAUGUAGCCUUCGGCUCCCGGAAGAGGCAAGAAGGUGUCGUCUUAUGUGGCAAAAGCCCAUGCAGAGUCCGGCCCCCGCGUGUCACGCUGCCGGUGGCUGGCUUCUGGAAUAUUGUUGGCUGGGUAUUUACCAACCCCUACUGUGCUGGCUUCAUCCUUUUCCUGGGCUGUGCCAUCCCUGCUGUGCUCGCUGCUGUCAUGUUCCUGCACUACCCAGCCCUGGAUAUCGACAUCUCCUACAACGCCUUCGAAAUCCGCAACCACGAGUCCUCGCAGCGCUUCGACGCGCUUGCCUUGGCCCUCAAGUCCCAGUUCGGCUCGUGGGGGAGGAACCGCCGGGACCUGGCCGACUUCACCUCUGAAACCCUGCAGAGGCUCAUCUUUGAGCAGCUGCAGCAGCUUCACCUCAAUGCCUCCCACCUGGGGGUCAGCGCGCGGGGCAAGCGCAGCACCCCGGAGGGCAGGAGCAGCUCCGCCAAGCCCCGCGUGCGCCUCAGCGACCGCACCGCCCGGGCCGGGAGAGGUGCCCCACGCUGGGACUACUCCAGCGCUUCCAUGAGCACCAACACUCAGACACACGCCCACUGGCGCAUCGAGCUCAUUUUCCUGGCUCGGGGGGACUCUGAAAACAACAUCUUCACCACUGAGCGCCUGGUGACCAUCCACGAGGUUGAGCGCAAGAUCAUGGACCACCCUGGCUUCAGGGAGUUCUGCUGGAAGCCCCACGAGGUCUUGAAGGACCUGCCCCUGGGUUCCUACUCCUACUGCUCCCCUCCCAGCUCCCUCAUGACCUACUUCUUCCCCACUGAGAGAGGAGGGAAGAUUUACUACGAUGGCAUGGGACAAGACCUUGCUGACAUCCAAGGAUCCCUGGAGCUUGCCAUGACCCACCCUGAAUUCUACUGGUACGUGGAUGAGGGUUUGUCUGCUGAGAACAUGAAGAGCUCCCUGCUGCGGAGCGAGAUCCUCUUUGGGGCGCCGCUGCCGAACUACUACUCGGUGGAGGAUCGCUGGGAGGAGCAGCGCCGCAAGUUCCAGAGCUUUGUCAUCACCUACGUGGCCAUGCUGGCCAAGCAGUCCACAAGCAAAGUGCAGGUGCUGUAUGGAGGGACGGAUUUGUUUGACUAUGAAGUGAGGAAGACUUUCAACAAUGACAUGUUGCUGGCCUUCAUCAGCAGUAGCUGCAUAGCUGUCUUGGUCUACAUCCUCACCUCCUGCUCAGUGUUCCUGUCAUUCUUUGGCAUUGCCAGCAUUGGGCUAAGCUGCCUGGUGGCUCUGUUCCUGUACCACGUCGUGUUUGGGAUCCAGUACCUGGGUAUACUCAACGGUGUGGCUGCCUUUGUCAUUGUGGGGAUUGGGGUUGAUGAUGUCUUUGUUUUCAUCAACACCUACCGCCAAGCCACCCACCUCAAGGACCUGCGGCUGCGCAUGAUCCACACGAUCCAGACAGCAGGGAAGGCCACCUUCUUCACUUCCCUGACCACAGCUGCAGCAUAUGCUGCCAACAUCUUCUCUCAGAUCCCAGCCGUGCAUGACUUUGGACUCUUCAUGUCGCUGAUCGUGUCCUGCUGCUGGGUAGCUGUGCUCUUCACCAUGCCAGCUGCUCUUGGAAUAUGGACCCUUUAUGUGUCCCCACUAGAGAGCUCCUGCCAAAGCAGCUGUAGUCAGAAGUGUACCAGAAAGAGUGCCUUGCACCUGGCUGAAGAUCUCUUCAUUGCCUCAGAGGCCACUUCCAGAGCAGGCAGGGAGAUGCUUCCCUAUCUCGAUGAUGACAUCCCACUGCUCAGUGUGGAGGAGGAACCUGUCUCCCUGGAAAUGGGAGAUGUCCCUUUGGUAUCUGUGAUGCCAGAAAAUCUGCAGAUCCCUGCAGAGAAGAGCAACCGGGGUCAAUUGAUAACUCAUCUGCAGGAGCUGCUGGAACACUGGGUGCUGUGGUCUGCAGUGAAGAGCAGAUGGGUGAUUGUGGGGCUCUUUCUCCUUGUCCUGCUCCUGUCCAUCUUCUUUGCUAGCCGCCUCCAUCCAGCCAGCCGUGCUCCAGUCUUGUUCCGGCCAGACACCAACAUCCAGGUGCUGCUAGACCUGAAAUACAACCUGAGUGCUGAAGGCAUCUCCUGCAUUACCUGCUCAGGUUUGUUUCAGGAAAAGCCCCACAGUUUGCAGAACAACAUCCGAACCUCCUUGGAAAAAAAGAAGAGGGGCUCAGGGUCACCUUGGGGAAGCAAAGGGAGCAUAAGUGACACAGGGCAGCAGGAUCUCCAGGGGACUGUGUACAUCUCCAAGUCCAGAAGCAAGGGAAGGCCAGCCAUCUACAGAUUCUCCCUCAAUGCCAGCGUCCCUGCCCCCUGGCAGAUGGUGUCACCAGGAGACGGGGAGGUGCCUUCAUUCCAGGUGUAUAGAGUGCCUUUCGGUAACUUCACCAGGAAGCUGACAGCUUGUGUGUCCACAGUAGGGCUGCUUAAGCAGACGAGCCCCAGGAAGUGGAUGAUGACCACCUUGUCCUGUGACACCAAGAGAGGCUGGAAGUUCGACUUCAGUUUCUACGUGGCCGCCAAGGAGCAGCAGCGAACGCGGAAACUGUAUUUUGCCCAGUCACACAAGCCCCCUUACCAUGGCCGAGUGUGUGUCGCACCUCCAGGCUGCCUCCUCAGCUCUAGCCCAGAUGGACCCACCAAGGGCAUCCUUUACGUUCCCAGUGAGAAAGCAGCACCCAAAGCAAAGCCGUCAGCAACUUCAGGAUUCAACCCCUGCAUGAACACGGGCUGCGGGAAGCCGGCGGCGCGGCCGCUGGUGGACACGGGAGCCAUGGUGUUCGUGGUGUUCGGCAUCAGGGGCGUCAAUCGCACCCGGCGCCCGGACAACCACGUCAUCGGAGACAUGGGCAGCGUUAUCUACGAUGACAGCUUCGACCUCUUCAAAGAGAUUGGCAACCUGUGCCGGCUCUGCAAAGCCAUCGCCAGCAACACCGAGCUGGUGAAGCCUGGAGGGGCUCAGUGCCUGCCCUCAGGUUACAGCAUCUCCUCCUUUCUGCAGAUGUUGCACCCUGAGUGCAAGAACAUCCCUGAGCCCAACCUGCUGCCUGGACAGCUGUCUCAUGGGGCAGUGGGGGUGAAGGAUGGGAAAGUGCAGUGGAUCUCCAUGGCGUUUGAAUCGACAACCUACAAAGGGAAAUCUUCCUUCCAGACAUAUGCUGACUACCUGAAAUGGGAGACAUUCCUGCAGCAGCAACUCCAGCUCUUCCCAGAGGGCUCUGCUCUCCGACAUGGUUUCCAGACCUGUGAGCACUGGAAGCAGAUCUUCAUGGAGAUUAUAGGAGUGCAGAGUGCCCUGUAUGGUCUGGUCCUCUCCCUGGUUAUUUGUGUGGCUGCAGUGGCUGUGUUUACCACUCACAUCCUCCUCCUGCUGCCAGUGCUGCUCAGCAUUUUAGGGGUGGUCUGCUUGGUGGUGACCAUCAUGUACUGGUCUGGCUGGGAGAUGGGAGCUGUGGAAGCCAUUUCCCUCUCCAUCCUCGUUGGCUCCUCUGUCGAUUACUGUGUGCACUUGGUGGAGGGCUACCUGCUGGCAGGAGAAAACCUGCCCCUGCACCAGGCAGAGGACCCCACGGCGUGCCGGCAGUGGCGGACGAUGGAAGCCGUGCGGCACGUGGGGGUGGCGAUCGUCUCCAGCGCCGUCACCACCGUCAUCGCCACCGUCCCGCUCUUCUUCUGCAUCAUCGCCCCUUUCGCUAAGUUUGGGAAGAUCGUGGCCCUCAACACCGGAGUCUCCAUCCUGUACACGCUAACUGUGAGCACAGCCCUGCUGAGCGUCAUGGGCCCCGGCACCUUCACCCGCAGCAGGACUUCGUGCCUCAAGGCUGUGCUGGGGGUGCUUCUGGCCGGCCUGCUGGGCCUGUGCCUCUGCCUCGUCCUGCUCAAGAGCGGAUUUAAGCUCCCUCUCCCUAACGGGACGGCCCUGUAGGGCCUGUGCUGAGCCACGUGCUCUGUCCUCUCGCUCCUUUUCUUUUUGUCUGUUUUUUUUUUAAAGGAUAUUUUUUGUAAGAAAAAGAAAGAGGAAAAAAAUCCCCUUUUCCCAGAAGAUUUUUGACUCCAGAUGCACUUUAUUUUGUAAUGGGUUUUGCUCUAAACUUGUAUUUAUUUUGGGUAGUGAUGGUUGGAUGACGGACAGUGAGGGCUGCCCAGGGGAUACCUCAGCCCCUGAGUAGGAGGGGAGGAGGUCUCCUCUCAGUUUUCUUUCUGCUUUGCUUUGCUUUUCUUUUUCCUUUUCUUUUUCUUUUGUUUUUUAUUGUAAGGAAACAUCUUUCUGGAACCGCAGAGCUAAACGGGGACAAGUUUGGAAGGUCACCUGAUCCCUUGCAAAACCCUUCCCUCUGUCCCUCCCCUCCCCUUGGCCAGGGUCAGCACUGCAAGGAUGACUCGGGAGGUGAUGUCCUGCCCUCAUGCCGAGCUUGGUCCUCAUUACCCGAGCCUUGGGUAGCAGCAGUGAGCUGUUGGACAGGCCUGGGAAGCAGCGGUGGCUGGACCUCCAGGCUAUACCUUGUACCCAAGCUCGACCAGCAGUGAACUCGCUGCACAGGGGCUCUUAUGGGUGUCACAGGGGGAUCCCAAGUAGAGAUGUUGGGUGGUAGCACGGGCAGUGACCUACUUUUAGCAUUCAUGGAGAGUGUCAGGACACGUGGCUUUUCCCUUCAUCUGAAGGCACAGUGCACCUUUGGCUGAGAUCUCUUGGGUCUGUGAGCAGCCCUCAGGAAUGCAGUCAGUGCCCUUGGCAGCCUGGCCUCCUCCCCUUCAUCACAGUGGUGAGGCCAAGGCAGUACCAAUGCCAGUCCCACAAUUCCCCCCCUGCUCAGUGUGUGGCCUCACCAGCCUUCGCUCUUCAUGGCAGAGAGAAAACAUCCUGGAGGUCCCUGCAGAACCUUUCGGUCAUGGCAGUCAGCUCAGCCUGAGGAUGAGCUAGUCCCUGGAGCCAGGUAGAGCCCAUACCUGGUGGCAUGCACAGAUAAACCCUGGUGCAUCCUCCACAGCAGCUCUGACACCCUUCAGAGAUGGGAGGAGACGGGAGGGCAGCGGAGCUUCAGCCUGCGCCUGCUGCCUCCCCACAGCAGAUGGUCUAUAUUAAAGGAAAAUGAAAUAGCAAACUGGUGCCAUUAACAAGUACAUUUUAAGCAUCACUGAUUCUAUCAUAUUUUUAAAAUUGAAAUAGCUAAGGGUGUGCAGGGAUAUGCAGCACAUCUGGUCCUCAGCAGAGGGGGGGAGUUGGGCCCACGAGGAGACGCAUUAAACGUUAUUUACAGUGAUGCCGAUGGAGGGGUGGACAGAAAGCAGCCUGGCUCCAUUAGUUUGCAGAUUCCAUGUCCCUGGUGGCUUUGUGUUCUCUGUCUGGACUGACUCCCUCUUUAAGAUGGAAAUUCCAGGAAGCCUGUCCCCACUGACAGCCAAGUUCUGGGCAUUGUGCUGCUGAGACAGACCAGCAGCUGCUUCUGCUUGGCUCAGGUAUCACUGCUCUGAUCCCUGCCAGUCUGACACCUUCAUGUCACGUCACCCCUGGAAAGUGGGAUCAAGUGUUUGUUCCUCAAGUAGGUUCCUCGAGGUGUCAACUGGAGAGGAGUGCCAGGACAGGACUCUGAUGCCAGGGGAAAUCCAGAGCAAUCCUGCUGCAGGCAGUGAGGGUGGUGACAGCAUGAGCAGAACAGACCUGGCUUCUUCCUUGGCAGCCCACAGUGCAGCUGAGUUUCAGCAGUGUAUGACCCUAUAUGCUCCCCUGAGAACUCCCAAGUGGCAGCAAGCAUGGAGGGCAGUGAGCUAAUGAUGUACAGCCCCAUGAGACCUGUAUGGAUGUUGAAGGGGAGAGCAAGGUAGCCCCUAAUGCUGCUGCUAAGGAUGCUCUGGCUGGUGGCUUGACCUGAAUUUAGAUAAGGCUUCAAACACCUUGGGGUGAUUAAAGCCAAUGGAUAUUUCCAGGUCACUGGGCAAGUUAUAAAGGUGCUGAGUGCACCCUUAGAGGAAGACAUUCCUUCUAUGGAAAGAAGAAAUCUUGACAGGUCUCUAAGACUAGGCAUAGAUGUGCUUUGAAUCCUGCAAAGUUUUUCAACCUCUGGUGUCCUGUGUUUGUGCUCACUAUAAGGAGGCUACGUACCCCCACCUCCAGAGUGCUUCUGGACACACCAUGCUGCAACCAUUCAUUCAGCCACUCUUGGAAGACAAAGAUUAAUUUCAAAGUAGUGUAAAACCUUUUAUGUCUCUUGAGUCUGAUCUGGCAGUGUCUGAUCUGCACACAGAAAUAACGGAGUUCUUGCCAUCUGAUAGGGUCUGUCCUGUUUUCUGGAGCAGACAGGGGAAAGGACAAGCUGUCAUUCCCUCUUGUCCUCUCUGGCCAGCCCAGGCUCCCUCAGGGCAGAAGGGCUGGCUGGCACUAGGAGCAGGGCAUCUCCUUGUCCUUUUCUGUCCAAGGUGGUGCUGGCAGAGCAAUGGCUGGAAUGGUUCAGAAAGGAGAAUAAGAGACUGAGCAAGAAAGCUGAGACAAGGAGAGGAUGAGGAACUUACUCCAGAUUGUAGUAGGAUGACCAAAGAAAAAGGAGAUGAUCUUAGGUGGACUCACUGGAUGUUGGUAAGCUGAAAACCUGAUUAAACAGUCAUGACACUCAAGUCUUAAAUUUGCCCCAUCACCAUUUCACUCCACAGCUCUGUGGUCAAGGUGGCUGGUGCUUUCUUCAUGUGAGUGAAAGAGGCUUAGAGGUGGGGCCCAGACCCUGAUCUCCCCAGGCAUCUGUGGAGACAGUAAAUCAGUAACAGAUGUGUACAGCCAUCUCUAUGUAGGCAGCAUCCUUCCUGGGAAUAGCAAAUACUCAUAAAAUUCUAAAGGUAAGAAAAUGGAUGGGUUUAUGUGAGCAAAUGUGAAGGUGGGGCUGCCAGCCCUGCUGGGAAGCAGUGCUCUGAGGCAGAUGCUGGGAGCAAUAAAAAGCUUCACCUGUCUGGCACUGUGCUGGGACCAGAUGCUUGCCCUAAAUUAGUUCCUCCCACAUCCCUGCCUAUAUUCCUUCUCUGAUGACUCCUGUUUUCCAGACCAUCUCCUGGGGCCUGUCAUCUUGCUAAGUAAGGUACAGCCUUCUCUUAGGCUGCUUGUGCCUAAAGUGCUCAGGGUCUGGACUAAAAUUGGCUGGAGAUAGUCUCAGGGAGAAGUUCUCAGGCAGAGGAAGCUAAGGAGUUUAAAAUGUUCAUAGGAAGCGAUUGGGUUUAAUGCUUUUAAGCAGCAGAACACAGCAGAACAGAGCAGACCAGCCUUACUUUGAAGAGAAUGCUCUCAUUUUCCACUUUAAAACACUCUUGCUGCAGUUAAGAAGAAAUGUACACAAGCUCUCAGUUACAGCACAAUUCUAUUGGCUACCCACUCCUUUAUUUCUAGUGAAUGCUGGUUUGAGGGUUGUAUUCUGAAAAGUUGAUGCUAAUGUGCCAUCAUGGGGCUCAUUUAGAAACUGUCUCCUGCAAGCUGGAGUGGGUCCUGUCCUGAGCAGAAGCUCUCCCCCUGCCAGCCCAGGGCAGUCACAGAAGGGCACUGCUCCCCUGUGUUGAAGCUCUGUGGUGUAUGCAGAGGGGUCAUGCUGCUGCUCCUUGCCCUCAGUGGAGCUGCUGAGAGAGAUCAAGGCUGUGGAUACUCAGGGAUGGAGUCUCUGCUCACAACAGCCCUGUUGAAAUCAGCUUUGGAACAAGAAGGAACAGAGCUGAUGCAAUCUGCAAAGAUCAGUAUCAGAGGAAGGAAGAGCCCCAGGUCUCCUUGCUGUGUUUGCUUCCUUAUGCCCUGAUGCCUCUUGAGGCGUUGGCUUCACACAGGGUCUGGCCACGGACCUCAGCAGUUCCACAGGCUGCAGAUGCUGGAAGGAGAUCAGUGGCUGGACAGAGCUGUGUUUCUCAGUCCCUGCUGGAUAUGAAACUAUGCCAGAGCAAGGGUGGCCUGGGAACUCUGCCCAAGGAGAAGGACAUGUGGCAUAGCUACUGGGACCUUGACGCUGUGGUCUUGAGAGACCUCUGGCUUUGUCUCUGCUGGAGCAAACUGGGAUGUUGCUCUAUGUUACAGCAUCUAAUUUUUUUAUCUUGUCUUGCACUGAAUUUUCUUCCCAGAGCAGCUUGUCCUUCUGUAAGGUUAUAAAAGGCUUUUGAUUUCACCCUAUGACAUGUAUAAAUCCUCCUACACUGUCCACCAGGGAAGCUGUGCUGAGUGAUUUGCAGCCAGGCAGGACAAAUUCAGGCUGGUGGUUACUCCUUCAGCAAUCACUGCUCACUCCAGAUGGCACAGCAGCCAGAGUUCACAGGCUUUUCAAAGACCUCUGCUGACUGCUGUGCCUUGCCUUAGCACCCAGGGUCCUGGAGCUGAAAGUCUUUCAAGGCUCAUCUCCAGCCAUGGACGUCAUUGCUCGGUUCUUUGACUUCCUCCCCUCCGCUCCUUCUUGGGGCAGUUGCUGGAAGGGACAGGAGGGUGAUAGCCAGGACCAGAGGCAGAGAAACAAGCAGAUAAGCAGAAAGGUUUGCAAGGGGAAGCAGAAAAGAAUGAAUGGGAGGAAGGAUGGCUCAAAAGCCAAGGGGAGAAGGGGUGUGAGCACCCCGAGGAGCCAGGGAGGGAGGGCACUGCCGUUUGCCCACGUCCUGUGCAGACCUCAGAGCGUUGGUUCCCAGAGUGACGUAGCACAAUUCCUGAUGUAACGUACGCGUGUCACUUUUGUAAGUCGUCUC